Messenger RNA from Suillus discolor, 516 nucleotides. RefSeq lists its product as uncharacterized. The annotation marks the transcript as partial. The record is from RefSeq and is a predicted model, not a curated record. The transcript has a single exon. Lineage: Eukaryota; Fungi; Basidiomycota; Agaricomycetes; Boletales; Suillaceae.
AUGCAGAAUUACCUCCUCCUGAAACACGGAGGGGGAUACAUCUUAGGUCUUGUCACCUGUCCCGACCCAUCCCUGGAUCCAUCCAGUGCAGGUCACUGGGAUCUCAACAACCUAUGCAUUGUGGCCGCCAUGCGUACACGUUCUAGCUUUGAGGAAAACGAGUUCCUACGUGGCUUUACGAACACUUACCUCGCUUGGGACGCUCUCAAGUCCUGUCAUGAAAAGGUCGGGCCCAUCGCCCAAAUCUUACUCAUUCAACAAGCUCUGGCAGUCAAGUAUAUUCGUUCAGAACGACUCUCUACUACUAGUACUACCCUUCACGACCUCGUUUGUCGCAUCUAUGCGAUUGGUGUCCCCAAAGAAGACAACUUCCUCACGAUCAUGAUGCUUAAUGCCAUGGCCGAGGACCUUCCUCACGUCCGCAAUCACAUCGCCGACGCCCUUGCCACCAGCAUGUCCAGCAACCCGUACGGACCAUCCAAUAUCCGUUCCCGCCUUGACGUCGAGCAACAGUUG